Molecule: messenger RNA, 3291 nt
Organism: Drosophila ananassae
Lineage: Eukaryota; Metazoa; Arthropoda; Insecta; Diptera; Drosophilidae
Gene: alpha-Man-Ib
Product: endoplasmic reticulum mannosyl-oligosaccharide 1,2-alpha-mannosidase
Exons: 6
Coding region: 450-2486 (678 amino acids)
Biological process (GO): carbohydrate metabolic process; N-glycan processing
Cellular component (GO): endoplasmic reticulum; membrane
Molecular function (GO): mannosyl-oligosaccharide 1,2-alpha-mannosidase activity; calcium ion binding
Source: RefSeq, a predicted model, not a curated record
AAGAUUAUUUUAAUAUAUUAAUAAUUAUUAAUUAGUUCAUUUGAAUAACUUAUUUGCCAGCUUUUGAAUUUGUCGUUACUUUUUUAAGCUGAGUAUCGAUAUCUCAGGCAAUUCAUCGUGAGUGUUGCAGCCCUGUCUAUCGAUAGUAAUUUAGACAUGCAGCUCUCGCAGUAAUAAUUUUAGAAUUUAUUUGUAAUUUUCGUAGAGUCCUCCGAACAAAUACACAUUAGUUUUAGAUUUGUAGGUUUUAGCUAUGUUUAAGAAGUGAAGCGGCCCGGUAGCUGGAUUAACCGCGGUCUGGUUAGCAGCAACUCUCUUUGUUGGCGGCGGAUUACACAGGCAUCGAUUUUUAUUCGAAGCGAAUGUUGUGGAAUUUCCCACAUUCCCACUUACCACAAUAAAACCAUAGCUGCUCGUUGUCUGAGCUCGACAGUACUUGGAGCGGAGCCAUGAAGGACGGCGGUCACAUAACACUCACACUCUCGACGGGCUCUGUUGACGAGCGGGGCAGGAAGAGCUUGCGGCGGGCUUGGAAUCAGUUGCCGCGUUGUCAGCGUAACCUCAUUAUAUUGGGCAUAACGGCCUUCUGUGUGACGGUGCUUCUAUGCCUCAGUGGCGAUCAGCUGAUUGCCUCCAGUCUCAAGGACUCGGAAGAGAAGCUACCCAUGGUGGCGCCUUAUCACAUGCGACAACAGAACCCACACCAUCACCCCUCAAACGACAAGGAUCGAGCCGAAGUCACGCCUGCUCCUCCGGCUUUGGUUUCGGAAGAUAAGCAAGCGCCGCGUCGGGAGUCGGAAAAUGAUAAGUUUAAUGAGGCGUACGCCGAAGUGAACUCUGCUGAGAACGUCGUCCGGCUGCCGGAAACGGUGGCAGCCGUCCUUCCACAAGCUGUGGCCUUGCCGGCACCCGAUAAUACCAAGAAUCAGGAUAUGGGUGGGAUUGAUAUUUUGAACAAUGUAGAGGAACCCUUUGAGCAGCAGCCAAGUGAUCCGCUGGGCGAAACUGAGCAGCUGGACCUGGCUAUUAAGAAUCCGCUUCACCUUGGAGGUGUUAGUUUCAAGGAGCAUCUGCAUAAGAUUCGUCCUCUCCUGGCGAAGGGUCAGCACUUCCAUGGAGCUUCCAACGAGCGACAAUCGGCGGUGGUAGCCGCCUUCAAGCACUCCUGGGCCGGCUACAAGAAGUACGCCUGGGGCCAUGACAACCUGAAACCCAUCUCGCAAUACUCUCAUGAGUGGUUUGGCCUGGGCCUGAGCAUUGUUGAUUCUUUAGAUACCAUGUAUAUAAUGGGACUGGAUGAUGAGUUCAAAGAGGCCCGCGAUUGGGUGGAGAAUUCGUUGCGCUUUGAUACCAAGCGUGAUGUGAAUCUCUUCGAGGUAACCAUUCGAGUGCUGGGUGGACUUCUGGCUGCCUAUCAUCUAAGUGGGGACACUAUGUUCCUGGCCAAGGCUUCGGAGUUGGGCAAUCGCUUGUUGCCUGCCUUCUCUUCGCCCUCCGGGAUUCCAUACUCGGAUGUCAAUCUCGGCGACCUUUCAGCCCACUCACCCAAGUGGUCGCCCGAUAGUUCCACCAGCGAGGUGACCACCAUUCAGCUGGAAUUCCGUGAUUUAAGUCGCUCCACAAACGUUUCAAUAUACGAACAAGUCGCCCACAAGGUAAACGAAAAAGUGCAUGAGCUCGAUAAAAAACACGGACUAGUGCCCAUAUUCAUCAAUGCUAAUACUGGGACAUUCCGCAACUAUGCAACUAUUUCUCUGGGAGCGCGUGGUGACUCUUACUACGAGUAUCUACUGAAGCAGUGGGUGCAGACCGGCCGCAAAGAUAAUGACAUCCUUAUCUUGGAUUACAUGCAAGCUAUUGACGGAGUGCUAACCGAGCUGAUGCGUCGCACUCCGCGCGAGCACUGGGUCUAUAUUGGCGAACUCAUUAACGGCAAAGACUUCAAGCCAAAAAUGGAUCAUCUCACGUGUUACCUGCCUGGAACUUUGUUGCUGGGUCACCAGAACGGCAUGCCGGACUCGCAUCUGAUACUCGCCAGGGACUUGAUGGACACUUGCUACCAAACGUACAUGAUGAAUCCCACCCAUUUGGCGGCAGAAAUUUCCUACUUCGCCCUCACCGAAAAGGACGAUCAGGAUAUUUAUGUGAAGCCGAAUGAUGCCCACAACCUGUUGCGGCCGGAGUUCAUAGAGAGUCUGUAUUACUUCUAUGCCCUGACGGGAAAUCGCACAUACCAGGAUAUGGGCUGGACCAUCUUCCAGGCAUUUGAGACCCACACCAAGGUCAAUGCUGGUUACACCUCGCUGGGCAACGUUAAAAACGCUCAAAACACACGCAUGCGUGAUCUGAUGGAAAGUUUCUGGCUAAGCGAAACACUUAAGUACUUCUACUUGCUGUUCAGCGACAACCGCAAGGAAAUCGACCUGGAGCAAUGGGUUUUCAACUCGGAGGGCCAUCCACUGCCGGUCUAUUCGCUCAAGACUUAACUAGCUUAAAAUCGACUCGAACACGAAGUCGGCUCAACCUAGUUGGGCAAAUGGAAACAAUGCUGUCGGCGAAUCUAGGCUGCAACAAUCGUUUUACUCGUACUUGUACUUUAGCGCAAAUGCCAAAUACUAAGCUUAGGGUUAGGCUAAGCUCAGUUGGCCAAUCGAAUGAAGCAAUGCCCAACCUUGGGAUGGGUCGAUUUGAAUAAGUUUUAAUUCGUUUUAAGGGGUUCUAUUGAAUGUUUCUUAUGUCAUUAUUGACCUCAUUCUCCCUAAAAAAAAGCUUUAAGCUCGAUUUCUAUUCUAAGUUGUCCCAACUAACUAACUCACCUAACCCCAUCCAAAUUUGUAGUGUACAUUUUCUCCGAUAAUCGACCCAUUCUACGGAUUAUGUGAACACAAUUUGAAUGCCAACGAGAAUGGUUGGCUGUAAAAUACCUUGCGAACUGAUAACUUAUACUUUUUAAUAAUUUAUUUUCUACUAUAAGCACAUACUUUAAAUUGAUAUUGGGCCAUUGCUAACACAUCUCAUUAGCCGCUAGCAUUAAUAGAGCCAAUCAUCAGGUUUUAUCCUCGUAGUUGAAUGUGUAUGUUUGUGUUAGAAAGAUAUUAAUUAGGAACUCAGUUGCACUCGGCACAAAGUUGAUUUGUGUGAGGUACGAAAUGAAUCUCAAAUUGGUAGGAAAUGCAUUUCUUGCAUUUUCAAUACCAAUUUAAAAAUAAAAAACCGGUGUAUGCAAACCUACAACCUGCAUAGUGAAGAACAAAAGAAGAGCCGAUAAUAAAAUUCAAAUAGUUUUUAAAA